Messenger RNA from Pyricularia oryzae 70-15, 2071 nucleotides. RefSeq lists its product as uncharacterized. Gene Ontology annotation, molecular function: protein binding. The record is from RefSeq and is a predicted model, not a curated record. The transcript is spliced from 3 exons. The coding region runs from base 316 to 1689 and encodes 457 amino acids. NCBI's taxonomy places the organism in Eukaryota, Fungi, Ascomycota, Sordariomycetes, Magnaporthales, Pyriculariaceae.
GGUAGUCUACCUUCCUAGUCAAUCUUCGACUUGGACCUCUAGACUUUACACGUGACGCAGCAUCGAAAUAUAUCGCCCAAUCCGGACAUCAUCAAACGACACCAGUCUUGACCAUAUCUUCGCUUACAGAGACAGGUAUCCAUCUCAGGACUGUUGUCAACUGCAAGGGGACACGUCAAGCACUCAAUGAAGGUAGGGGUUCUCGCCUGACAUCAGCAGACUCGAGGCGCAAACCCACUCAUUUGAGGGCGUCUACUAUCCAUUGCUCCUGUCAGGCUUGGGACCGGGCUGCCUCGACGGCCCGGUGGGGAUAUAAUGGUAGCUUCACUCUUUGACUUUCAAAGACGACGAAGAAAGAUCUUGGACGAGGAGGAGGCGAACGGCCAACCGUACCUUGGCCGUGAAUCACUGCGAUCUUGCGACAACCGGGAUGGCGGCCCCCGUGUGGUGAAGCCCGUCCUGUCCGAGACCUGCCGUGCUCACGCCGUGGCCACAAAGGACACCAGGACCUUGGACUGUUGCGACGAUGACGAUGCCGAACGCGUCAAGAUUGACAUUGGGAGCGGCACUACUCGCCGCGUCUUCUUGGUACACAAGGCGCUUUUGCGGCACUACUCGGAGUACUUUAGAGGGGCUCUCCGCGGCAAGUCGGCUCUACGGGAGGCAGCGGAUGAGGAGUUUUAUUUUCCAGAGGUGGACACGGAUGGGUUUCUGCGCUUCGUCCGCUGGCUGUAUAUGUGCCGGACAUGCAAGAAGGGCGGUUGUCGCCUGUACGAGUCGGACCACAGGUGCAGCGGACAGCAUUCGAGGACGGACCCGGACGGCAUGUGGUGCGGCGUGAAGCUCGAGCACGACUAUGUGCUGGGCGACUGGCUGCUAUGCCACCGAUACUGCAGCUUCGUCAUGUCGCACGUUGUGCCCCAUGUCGACGACUCGAUGAGCCCGGAGCGGAUAAGAUGGAUCCUGGACAACACCAUGAACGACUCGCCGAUGCAGCGCUUCAUGAGGCACUACGUGUGCUGGCUCAAGCUGCGCUGGGCCGACGCCAAGUGCCCAACCGACUGGGCGCGGUAUCCGGACCUGGUGGAGCUCGACGACGGCUGGGCUUCCACCGACCCGCGGAGAUAUCAGCUCGAGCACUGGGAGGCUGAGUGCAGCGUGCCGGCCUCUGAGGCCAACGCCAUGUGCCCGCACCGCAUCGCCGAGUCUUCACGAACCGACUCGGGUUCGGGCGAGCUGUUGAAAAACAAAAAGGCGAGAGGACUCGGCUCAGUACCGAGGAAGAAGUUUUGGGAAAAGUACAGGGAUCCACUCAAGGCAUCAUUCGGCCUGCUGGUCCUGAUAUAUCACUUUCUCUUCCCUUUUGCCUGGGUCGGCAUAUCUGCCUUUAUCGUCGUGGCAGACGAUGACCCCCUUCUAUUCGAGGCAUCCAAAUACUACAGUCUCAUCACGGGCUGCCUCGCGGUCAUUGGUAUAUGGCCCAUCUGCAUGCGGAUGAUGAAGAUGUACUUUGCCAUGGCAUGUUCAAUACUGGUAGUGAUAGCAAGCGUGCUGUCUUUUGCGUCGUCUUCGACCUGCUUAGCUGGAGCCGACAGGGACGUUGAACGAUCGAUCUGCAAGAUGGAGAUAGGUGUGGGAGUUCUACAAUUCUUCUACUCAAUAAUCGUGGCGACUUCAUAUAAAUGGUAGAUGUUGUUGCAUCAGACGAUACACUUUUUUAAGAGGGUUGAAAGGCAAGAAAGCGCGUUCGUUCCAUGGGAAAAAGAAAUGAUGCAUAUUGUUUGGCGUUCUGGGUGGAGUUGCUUCCUGUCUCAUUUUUUCUACUGUUUCUUUUGACUUGUUUAUCCUUUGCACGCAAGGGAACGACAUUAGGGUCAGACGACCCUACAUACAUACUGGAAUGAUUUCUGCGUGGGUAGCAAGCUGGAGGAAGGCGUUCUUUUUGGAUAUACCCAAGCAAGCAGGAUCAAAUGAUGGCCUGUCUGGAGCAGGUCGGCGUUUUUGUUGUGGUAGUUUUUAGCGUCGUUAUCAAUGAGUACACACUAGAGAAUACAUACCUAACUACUCCAUA